This is a messenger RNA of Mobula hypostoma (lesser devil ray), 529 nucleotides long. Its product is annotated as cytochrome c oxidase subunit NDUFA4-like. NCBI's taxonomy places the organism in Eukaryota, Metazoa, Chordata, Chondrichthyes, Myliobatiformes, Myliobatidae. The transcript has 4 exons. Bases 108 to 356 code for a protein of 82 amino acids. The record is from RefSeq and is a predicted model, not a curated record.
GUGGAUUGACGUGAGGGAAUUUUCGCUCAGGAAUUUGUGUGGCCCACAGGGUUCCAAGCCCCAAAGGUGACAUUGCGCGGGCGGCAGACGCAGGAGAAAGCAGCACCAUGCUCGGAUUGAUGUUCCGUCAGGCUAGAAGCCACCCUAGUCUAAUUCCACUGUUUGUUAUCAUUGGGUCCGGAAGUCUUGGAGCAAGCUGUUACCUUAUGCGGCUUGCCUUCCGCAACCCUGAUGUUAGCUGGAAUCGCAAGAGCAACCCUGAACCAUGGAAUAAAAUUGCACCUAAUGAGCAGUACAAGUUCUUUGCAGUGAACAUGGACUACAGUAAACUGAAGAAGGAGCGACCAGACUUCUAAAUGCUGACAAAUGGGUUGAUUGUCCAGGUGGCUUUGCUGCUCUGUAAAACUUACUGCAAAAUGUCUUAUUAUGUUUCGUGUUCAUCAGUCUUAUUGGAGUAUUCAGUAGCCAGAUAUACUACUGAACCUAAUUUGUCUGUAUAUACCGAAUGCAAAUAAACUAAUGUCCUCCA